CGUUGACCUGGAUACAUAUGACCCAACUACUCAUGUAUAAAAGCACUCCCCAUGCUCCUAGACAAUUCAAGACAAAAUCCAGUUAUCCCAUAUCCUCUUCAACAAUCUGAACUAUCUUCACCAGUUAGGUCAAGUAUUCAGCAGUGGUUGUGGUGCCAGUGCUCAAAGAUCAGAAGAGAGGUUAAUACAGAGAUAAGAAUGGGCAAACUAGUUGCAGCAAUAGGCAAGUUGCUUUGCUGUGUACAAGUGGACCAGUCAACAGUAGCCAUCAAGGAACGAUUUGGGAAAUUUGAGGAUGUGCUUGAUCCGGGGUGUCACUGUGUGCCAUGGAUUAUCGGAAGCCGUGUCAGUGGUAAGCUUACACUUAGGCUUAGGCAAAUGGAUGUUCGCUGCGAGACAAAGACAAAGGAUAACGUUUUUGUUACAAUUGUUGCAUCCAUUCAAUACCGAGCAAUGGAGGACAAAGCAAAUGAUGCGUAUUAUAAGCUGAGCAACCCAAAAUCUCAAAUCCAAUCUUAUGUCUUUGAUGUUAUCAGAGCAAGCAUUCCCAAACUACAACUGGAUGAUGUUUUUGAGCAAAAGAAUGACAUAGCAAAAUCUGUGGAGCAGGAGCUUGAGAAGGCUAUGUUUGCUUAUGGCUAUGAGAUUGUGCAGACACUAAUUGUUGAUAUAGAGCCAGAUGAAAAGGUUAAAAAGGCUAUGAAUGAAAUUAAUGCCGCUGCAAGAAUGCGUGUUGCGGCAAAUGAAAAGGCAGAGGCAGAAAAGAUCGUUCAAAUCAAGAGAGCUGAGGGAGAGGCUGAAGCUAAGUAUCUCUCUGGCCUUGGAAUUGCAAGGCAGCGGCAGGCAAUAGUUGAUGGCCUCAGAGACAGUGUGCUUGGCUUUUCUGGCAAUGUGCCUGGGACUUCCGCCAAGGAUGUGAUGGACUUGGUUCUGCUCACUCAAUACUUUGACACCAUGAAAGAGAUCGGCGCUUCAUCCAAAUCUUCUGCAGUUUUCCUCCCGCAUGGCCCAGGUGCUGUUGCAGACAUUGCCAGUCAGAUUCGCAAUGGAUUUCUUCAGGCGUCCACACAUAAUGCCUGAACUGAACCCAUGUGUACAAGAAUUUGAAUUGGUGAGGUCAGUCCUACAGGCUCCUGGUUUGACAUAAGAAAAUGGUCCUUUAGGCGCGUGAUAAUAUUGUGUGAGUUUGUGACUUGUGAGAUAUCUACAGAAGCUUGUAAAAUGGUUUGUAUUUUAUAAUGUAUCAGCUAGUCCUUAGAUAUCCGUAGAUAAGUGCCUAAAUAUAUACAAAAUGGAGCAUGGGGACUUAAGAUGGAUGUAUUGAAUGGUUGUUGUGUGGCUAUACUUGAGCUUCUGAGAAAAUAAUGUUUCCA
This is a messenger RNA of Triticum urartu, 1373 nucleotides long. Its product is annotated as hypersensitive-induced response protein 1. The record is from RefSeq and is a predicted model, not a curated record. Lineage: Eukaryota; Viridiplantae; Streptophyta; Magnoliopsida; Poales; Poaceae.